Messenger RNA from Drosophila hydei, 2435 nucleotides. RefSeq names its product gamma-aminobutyric acid receptor alpha-like. The record is from RefSeq and is a predicted model, not a curated record. NCBI's taxonomy places the organism in Eukaryota, Metazoa, Arthropoda, Insecta, Diptera, Drosophilidae. Gene Ontology annotation, cellular component: membrane; synapse; neuron projection. The transcript is spliced from 6 exons. Gene Ontology annotation, molecular function: extracellular ligand-gated monoatomic ion channel activity; neurotransmitter receptor activity; GABA-A receptor activity. Gene Ontology annotation, biological process: regulation of membrane potential; monoatomic ion transmembrane transport; nervous system process. The coding region runs from base 537 to 2336 and encodes 599 amino acids.
CAAAUGACCCUUGUCAAUUUUGUCUUGAAUGCAAAUGAAUAUUUAAGCACGAACCAUUUGUGAAGCAAUAUAAUUGCAUAUUGCUUGCUAACUUGGCUAAGCAAUGCGGCAAUGCAGCUCUACCUAUAAAUAAGUAAUGCUCAGACAACGGCGUGCUUUGUGGGGGAUCCUUGUUGAGGCCGUGUUGUGAUGGAUGGAACAGUCGCAGCAGCAGCAGCAGGUAUUGGCCACAGGUCGCGUUGCAUGUUGCAAGCACAGUGUUGGGUUUGAUGGAUGCUUUGCGCAUGCCAGACCCAAUGGCCGUCUGUGUGCAUGCAAAGCCAGCGCCGACUUAGGCUUGACUCAGCCGCCUUGUUGGGAUUUAGACGGCGAGCGUGCAACAGCGACGAGCGCAAGUUUUGGCCAGCGCAUCACAGGCAAUUACCGUUUGAGGAAUCGAACUUUGAUGGAUUGCUUGUUGCUUGGCUCGUAAAAAACAUUGAGCUGUUCAAUACGCGCGAUACGUGUGCUGCAUGUAGUUGAUAAUUGCCAGUGCCAUGAUUAUGCUGCGGAUUUUAGCUAGCUUCUUGAUUUACUUAAGCCUGCUGGAGCGGCAUGGGGGUGACAGCAUUACCACAGUUGAGCAGGUGGGGCCAUUGUCUGUCAGGGCGCAGCCAAGCAAGAUGCCUUUGAUAACCAGCGAGUUCAAGGCCAGUCGCAUAUACGAAUCCUUUCGCGCUCUCUCAACCGUCCAGGGCAAAAGUCGCCUCAGUCGGCGCUAUGUCAAUGAUACGAGUGCCUAUGGAGCAGGUGGCCCGCUGCGUAAGGCCCGACCGCGUACAGCAUCGGCGGAUAUGCUGAGCCGGAACAUAUCGAGCAUUUUGGAGAACCUAUUGAAGCGCUACGAGCAGUCGCAGCUGCCCACCCAUGGCCAGGGCCUGCCGACGGUGGUGCGCACUAACAUCUUGAUACGCAGCAUGGGACCCGUGUCGGAGCUGGACAUGGACUACUCAAUGGAUUGCUAUUUCCGCCAGUAUUGGCGCGACAAGCGGCUGAGCUUUCAGGGCCCCAUCAAGAGUCUGUCGUUGAGCAUUAAGAUGCUGGACAAGAUCUGGCGGCCCGACACCUACUUCUACAAUGGCAAGCACUCGCACAUACACACGAUUACCGUGCCCAAUAAGCUGCUGAGACUGGACCAGGACGGUGGCAUCCUCUACUCGAUGCGGCUCACCAUCAAGGCCACUUGUCCAAUGGAACUGAAGAACUUUCCGAUGGACCGCCAAUCGUGCCCACUUAUCAUUGGCAGCUAUGGCUACACCAAUCAGCAGCUGGUUUACGAGUGGCAAAACCAUGAUGACGCUGUCUCCUUUGUGCCAGGCAUGACGCUCAACCAGUUCGAUUUGAUUAGCAUGAUGCACCGCAACUUCACCUCCACGCGCCGCGAGGGCGACUUCAGCGUGCUGCAUGUGGCCUUCAAUCUGAAGCGCCACACCGGCUACUUCUUGAUACAGGUCUAUGUGCCCUGCAUAUUGAUUGUGGUGCUGUCUUGGGUCUCCUUCUGGAUACAUCGCGAAGCGACCAGCGAUCGGGUUGGGCUCUGCGUGACGGCUGUGCUUACAUUGUCGACUAUCAGCUUGGACUCACGCACCGAUCUGCCCAAGGUUAAGUACGCCACGGCCCUGGACUGGUUUCUGCUGAUGAGUUUCCUCUACUGCAUUGCCACGCUGCUGGAGUUCGCUGGCGUUCAUUACUUUACAAAGCUGGGCAGCGGCGAAAUACCCCGGCUGGACGAUGAGUGGGAGGAUAUUGGUGCGCUUGGCUACGCCACGGGCGAAAUAGCCGAUGCGGCCGAGGCCAGCGACGAUAGCGAGCCAGCCAACUCGGAUAGCGAUGUCUUUGUCUUUGCCGACCACGAUGCCCUGCAUUGCGAGCUGCCUUUGCCAGCGGAGCUCAAUGGUGGCGCUGCUGGUGGUGGCUAUCCCAAACGCAACACCUUCAGCUGCCCCAUUUACAAUAACCAGCAGCAGGAGCCAGCUCAUAUAUUUCCAAGGCUCUCCUCGCACGCCUCGACCAUGGAGCGCACCACUCAAACCGAGCCGCCCGCCGUCUCCCGCAUGCGUCAGAUGUGGCUCUGUCUCAAGGGCGAUGACAAGUUUCGCAGGCAGCGCGAACGCGAUGCGGCCGCCGAGAAGAGCGAACAGGGACGCCAGGGUGCCGGCUACGUGAACAGCAUUUCAUUGAUUGAUCGAGUGGCGCGCGUUGCCUUUCCCAUGACAUUUGCGCUGUUCAAUUUGCUCUACUGGCUGGCCUACGGCAUGUACAAGAAGGAGUUUUCCUGGUCGAUGAUUAAGGCCUAAGGCGCUUGGUAGCCUUUCUAGAUGUUAGCUACGGCUUGGCACAUACACCUUGAAAUUUAUAGCUAAGUCCAUUUUGCUUUCCCCAAUCAAAUAAAGUUG